UUUAACAUGUUUCACUUACAUCCUAUUCCUUCAAAGCGUUUGCGCUCAUCUAAAUUUUAAGGUGAAAUUCAAAAAGAAAAUGGAAGGGGCAGAUAUUGAUGAAGUGAAAAAAUGUGAAAAGUUAUAUAUUUGCAAUAUAUAGCAACGGAGCAAAACAUUUAGUAAAUUGCAAUCAUACAAAAUAUUUAAACUCAUUUACUUCUAAUGAAUAUUCUCACAAUUGUACGAAAACGAAAUGUACAAAAAUCAACGUUUAAAAAUGUAAUCAAUUAAAGUGUGGCAAUACCAUCAUUGGCAACAGCUGUUACACGAAUUUCGCAAUUGUUAAAUUUAUAAAGCUUUAUUGCACAUAUUUACGUUUCAUUUCUCUAUAUAAAAUGAGUUUCACUAUCCCAGGGGAGUUCCCGAAUCUGGAGAAGAAAUCACUAGAUCAAUUAGUACUUCGAAUACCAGCAGACGAUGGUUUAAAACCAUGCUCCAUGCCAGCUUUGCAUAAACACUGGGCUCCUCGUGCCAAUUUUACAACAUAUGUAAGUCUUUUGACUCAGUAUGGUCGUGUGAAAAGUGGUGUAGAAUUGGAGGAGUGGCAUUACAACUCAAAUUGCUUUUGCAAAGACAUGCAUUUCUUGCUAAAUUGUCGCCAUCAUGAGUUUUGGUCAUAUAUGGUGUUUCAAAAGACUGCGCUAGCGGCGGUCGUUUCCUUUUUACAACGAACGACACCAUUUUAUUUGAAUGUUUGGUCACAAAUUGUUCAACAACAAAAUAUUAUAGAAAUAUACGAACAAAUACUAGAACUUGUGCUGCGUAUCGUUUGCCGGCUUAUUACUAAUCGUGAAUCGGAUGAAGCUUGGUUAAGGGUUGAGCAUCAGCGUGAAUUGAUUUAUAAAAACUAUUUAAUAUCUGUGCCAAUGUUAUUCGAUUUACUUAUGGCUGUCGGAGAUGCAGAUCCACAAAACACCGCAGUUUUACGUCGAAUUUUCGAGUCACUUUUACGAAUUGAACCAAACUAUAAGCAGGAUAUCUUAGCAGCAUUGUCAUUUUUUCGCACCGCAUUUCGAAGUAUACAAACACAAACCGAAAAUGAGGGAUUCGAAGGUGCUGGUGGAGGUGAUUUAGAUGAGAAUGCUGAAACCCCGUAUGAUGAUGUUGCUUUAUACACCUUAGACUGUGCGUAUUCACUAAGUGUGCUUUUAGCUGUUUGUCCGGAAGUGCAGGCCUUAUGCGCUGAAAUUAAAUUGGGACAAAGUAUUGCACAGUUCUAUGAUAAUACAAUUCCUUUUUUGUACAAAAAUAUAUUCCUCAUUAACGAGGCUGCUACAAGUUUGGGCUGGCUUAAUAUGGCGCGGUUAGAAUAUUUAAAGGCUUUUCGAAGUAUAGCUUACAGCUUUGUUGAAGCAGUCAUGGCGAACCCAGAGGAGAGUAUGUCGAACGCUGAACAACUUAUAGGAUUACUGACUGAAUGCCUCUCAGAACAGACUUUCGUAAAUGAUUAUGGCCGCUUAUACCCUGUUGAACUAGACGUUGAUAUACUUAAACAAUCCUGCAAAAACUUGGAUGGAUUUAAAGCUUCCUUUAUUGUGCAAGGAUAUCAACAAGAAUCAAAACCUACUAUGGAUAAGAACAAUUUUAAACCCAAUAAAAAAGUUAAAAAUUCAGCGAAAUUAAAUAAUAAAAAUAACCAAACCUCAAAUAAAGACACAAAUAUUAUAUCGUCCGCUGCUUUAGCUCAAGAACGUGAUAUUGAUUUAGAAGUAACGUCAGUAUUGGAUGUUCUGCCUCACUUAGGCACAGGGUUUGUUCGACGUAUACUGUCGCGCUAUAACAACAGUGAAGAGGCUAUCGCCGCUAUACUCGAAAACAAUCUACCACCCGAUCUAGUGAAUUCAGACCAAACCGAGGUAUAUAUACCACCCGAUCCACAAGAUAAGACUUAUCAACAGACUGGUGUUAAACACUUUAACGUUUAUGAUGGCGAUGCAUAUGAUGUCAUGACGCAAGAUAACCCUAAAUGUAUUAUAAAACAGGGUAAAGGCAUGCCAAAUGCACCAAAAGAUGCUGCCCAAUUGUUAGAUGAUAAAAGUGAUUUAGCUGAAUUAAAAUCACGCUACCAAGCGUAUACACUAGUCAGUGAAGGUGAAAGUAGCAAUGAUGAAUACAAUGAUGAAUAUGAUGACAGCUAUGAAGCAUUAUUGGAAAGUGAGACACGUGUUGUUAAAUCCAAACAGCUCAAAGCUGGACUAGCAAAUGUUGAAGAUGUAUCUGACGAAGAGAGUGAGGAUGAUCAGGAAACUGCAGGAGAUAAAUUUAAUUCAGAUGCACAAAAUGAUCGUAAUAAACGAUUGAAUUUUUGUGAAAAUCCCGAGGAUAUACGAGCUCGUUACGAAGCUCGACGACAAGCUAAAUGGAGUAAUCGCAAUCAUGGCGGCAAUUUCGAUAAUAGUAAACCGCGAGACGUUGUUGGCGCGCCAAAAGGUCAAGGCCAAGAUAAAGAUACUUUGAGAAAUCGCGAAAAAAAAGAGAAAAAUAAAUCUUCGCGUGCAAAUCAUAAUCGUAAAAUGGGUGCAGCCUUUAAACGUAGCAAAGGAAUGAUGGGCUAAUCGUGUUGAAGGUGCAAUUUAAUGAUUUAAGUUAGAAAUUUGUCGCAAGUCAAGAAACAGAUAGUUUAUUUAUGCAAGAUCACAGUUCUACAGAUAAUAUUGGCGGUAAGUGCUAUAAUAUACUCUAUGGUAUAUGAAUAUAAUAUAAUAUCAUAAAAACAUAUGUAAAUAUGUAUCAAAAUUUGAAAGAUAUUUGAAAAUAUAUACAGAUCAUAUUCCAUUUGCCACUCGCUAUCCGAUUUUAUUGUAUUUCGGCGAUCUAAUACUAUGUAGCUCUAAGGAGCACACCCAGUUGACAACCUAAAAAACGCGCUUUUGGGGAAUUAACGUCCCUAUUGCGGUUUUCAACCCAACUGCAUUUUGGUUGAAGUUCUGAAAUUCGGUAUUAUAGUUUUUAACUCAACCCGUUAAAAAAUUUUGGGUUGAAGUGUUUAUUU
Messenger RNA from Bactrocera oleae (olive fruit fly), 3034 nucleotides. Lineage: Eukaryota; Metazoa; Arthropoda; Insecta; Diptera; Tephritidae. The record is from RefSeq and is a predicted model, not a curated record.